Rhizoctonia solani is the source of this 1839-nucleotide messenger RNA. RefSeq names its product ATP-dependent DNA helicase PIF1. Lineage: Eukaryota; Fungi; Basidiomycota; Agaricomycetes; Cantharellales; Ceratobasidiaceae. Gene Ontology annotation, molecular function: DNA helicase activity. The record is from RefSeq and is a predicted model, not a curated record. The coding region runs from base 1 to 1839 and encodes 612 amino acids. The transcript is spliced from 3 exons. Gene Ontology annotation, biological process: telomere maintenance; DNA repair.
AUGGUGCAUGGCCCCACUUCCUUUGAAAGCCUCCGUACCUUUGAAGGCCAAGUCUUUCCCACUUUCAAAGAGGCUUGCAUUGCACAAGGACUACUGGAGAGUGAUGAGGAGUGGGCCAGAUGUCUUGCAGAAGCUGCCCAGUAUAAAACUGGGAGGCAGCUGCACUGCCUCUUUGUGGUCAUCUUAACUGCUUGCCAUCCUAUGGACCCAGGACAGCUAUGGAUUCAGUUCUGUGCUCAAACCUGUGAUGAUCUUAGAUACAAACUAAGUCAAGAGCCCUGGAACUGUCCACAUGCCUUGGAUGAAUAUGUUUAUGAUUUUGGUCUUUACCUGGUUGAAGUUUUAGUCCUUGAGACUGGAUCAAAUAUGCAGGAUGUCAAUAUGCCAACUUGCCAACAGAAUUGGGAUCAAAUCAACCAAGAACAAAACUGUCUCAUCCAGGAGCAGUAUGCAUUACAGGAUGCACAGCCUGAGGGGUUGGAGGAUCAGCUUCAACAACAGCUUAACAAUGAACAGCUUGCUGCCUUCAACCAAGUACUUGCCUCAGUUCAAAAUGAUCUUGCGGUCACAUUCCUCCUUGAUGGACCUGCAGGGACUGGCAAAACAUUACUGUACUGGACCUUAUGCACUACUCUCCAUGCUCAAGGGAAAAUUGUGAUAUGUGUUGCAUCCUCUGGACUAGCUGCUCUGCUGCUUCCAGGAGGGAAGACAUCACAUUCUGUUUUCAAAAUCCCAAUUGAGAUCAAGGAGGAAAGUACUUGCAAUAUCUCAAAGCACUCAGAACUUGCUGCCCUUAUUGCACAUACAGAUUUAAUCAUCUGGGAUGAAGUACCUAUGCAGCAUAGAUUCUGUGCUGAGGCAUUUACUGCACCUGCAAAGACAUUGCAAAUCAGCCAGACAAGCCAUUUGGAGGGAACACCAGAGCAGAUUGUUGCAGCAUGCCUCAAAGAGUCACCACUUUGGGCUGGCAUAGAGAAGAUGAGGCUCACCUGUAAUAUGUGCCUACAGCAUGGGGAUGCAGAGAUGGCUGAGUUUGCCACUUGGCUUUUAGGAAUUGGUGAAGGCCUUCAACUUCCCCAGGGGACCACCUCAUCUGAAACUGCAUUCAAGCAGUCCAUGUUAGUGGAAAGCAGAGACAGCUUAAUUAACAAGAUCUAUGGGAACCUUGAUCAACUCCCUCAGCUAAAUGAUGAAUACUUCUGUAGUUGCACUAUCCUUACACCUUGGAAUGAUGAUGUUUUGAUCCUGAACAAGAUAAUUCUCAGAAAAUUUCCAGGGGAAAUGCAGAUCUUCCACAGUGCUGACAAGGUCAUUUAUGAGGCUGGAGUGGAUGAUGAGAGGCUUGGGACAUUGUCAACAGAGUACCUCAACUCCUUGAACUCUGGAAGUAUUCCACUCUCAGAUCUGGAACUCAAAGAAGGCUGUCCUGUUAUGAUACUGUGCAACUUAGCCCAUUCACAAGGUGUCUGCAAUGGAACCUGUGGCAUUGUAACCUGCAUAGGAUCACAUGUUUUGGAGCUCUGGUUACUCACAGGCUCUGAAGCAGGGAACACUGUAUUCAUUCCAAGGAUCUCUCUAACUCCCCCAGAGACUGAGUUUGGCUUCCAACUUUCCAGGCGCCAAUUUCCAGUUCAAGUUGCAUUUGCUAUGACAGUCAACAAGUCUCAGGGGCAGUCAGUUGACCAUGUUGGUUUGGACCUUGAACGUGAAGCUUUCUCCCAUGGACAACUAUAUGUUGCAUUUUCUAGAUGUACUUCUGCUUCCCAUGUUUUUGUCUAUAACUGUAAACAUGCACCUACUACCAGGAAUGUUGUGUAUAAGACUGCUUUAAGGAAUUGA